AAUCGCAGUAAAUGCUUUUAAAUUUUAACUCUGCCAAUUACAAUUGGAGAACGUACUUAAUCAAUACUACCGGCGAGGUGACCCGGCUGACCGCUACCUACCUGACGAUCGCUACUUGCAAAUUGCAACAGAUAGUUGUGUUUCAAUAAAGGCCUAAGACAAAAAUCAACCAUGGGUCGUAAAUUUGUCGUUGGUGGUAAUUGGAAGAUGAAUGGUGAUAAGAACCAAAUAAAUGAAAUUGUCAACACCUUGAAAAAAGGUCCUUUGGACCCAAAAGUUGAUGUGAUUGUUGGUGUACCAGCCAUCUACUUGGCCUAUGUCAAGGGAAUCAUUCCUGACUCCAUCUCUGUGGCCGCCCAGAACUGCUGGAAGGUGCCGAAAGGAGCAUUUACAGGUGAAAUCUCUCCGGCUAUGAUCAAGGAUAUCGGUGCGACCUGGGUGAUCCUGGGACAUUCUGAGCGUAGAACUAUUUUUGGGGAGAAGGAUGAUCUGGUUGCUGAGAAGGUAGCCCAUGCCCUUGAAUGCGGCUUGAAGGUCAUCGCCUGUAUUGGUGAGACCCUUGAGGAGAGAGAGGCUGGUAAGACCGAGGAGGUGGUGUUCAGACAGACUCAAGCCCUGGUGCCAGCUAUUGGCAAUAAUUGGGACAAAGUUGUAUUGGCUUAUGAGCCUGUAUGGGCCAUUGGUACUGGCAAGACGGCUUCCCCUGCUCAGGCGCAAGAAGUCCAUGCGGCUCUCCGUAACUGGAUCUCUAAGAACGUGUCCGCUGAGGUAGCUGAGUCUGUGCGAAUCCAAUAUGGCGGGUCUGUGACUGGCGCCAACGCUAAGGAACUCGCCGGCUGCGCAGAUAUCGAUGGGUUCCUUGUUGGCGGUGCCAGCCUGAAGCCCGAGUUCGUGGAUAUCGUGAACGCGACUAAAUGAGUGUGUGUUUUCCAAAUAUUCCCCCCUUGUUUGAUGUAAUGUGGUUGCAGCGCAAUGCGAAGUUUGUGGGUGUUGCCAUUUGCGAAAUAAAAUUCAAAUGAGGCAAUAUUAGCAAGAUAUUAUAGAACAGAAUUACAUGGGCAUAUAUUUUAGAAAUGUUUAUACAAAAUUAUAUACACUUUUGUAAUAAAUUAAAGAAAAUUUAAACAGACAUUCAUCAUCAAAUUAAAUAGAAUACAAACUUCCAUUGCAUUCGUGACCACAUACAAGGGGCGGACCCGUUCGUACACAGAUAUUUCGUUCUCGAAAAUCAGUGUAUAAGAGAUUAGAGAAGAAAUACUCAGUGAUGAAUGGGCAGCGACUGUGUCGUAUGGACUGAUUCUACAAGUCAAAGUGGCAUGCAUAAUCUCGUGAUAACCAUUUACUAAGUGUCUAUUUAACCACCGACAAUUUUUAGUACUGGCAAUACAUUCGUAAAACGAACUCGACUUAUUGCAUUUAAAAUUGGAACAAAAAUUUCAUCUUUUUUUAUCAGUACUAAAUGUUGUAUGAACUUUAUACUUAUUAUGAUAUUAUAAUCAUGUAGGUUUGAACUUAUCUAGUUACUCGCACAAUUAUUAUUUGAUUUGUGUUAUCGGUCAGUUUGAGUUUAGUCAGUUUGUUGUAUGUUGAUAUUUUUUGGCUGUUAUAAUUUUUAUCAGCUUCCCUGAUAACUCGUUAAGAUUUAUUUUAUUUACAUGUUGUUAAAAAUGUGCGUACAUAUUCAAAUUAAACUCAAUGUCGUAUAA
Zerene cesonia (dogface butterfly) is the source of this 1706-nucleotide messenger RNA. It is a transcript of the gene Tpi, whose product is annotated as triosephosphate isomerase. Gene Ontology annotation, biological process: glyceraldehyde-3-phosphate biosynthetic process; glycerol catabolic process; glycolytic process. The record is from RefSeq and is a predicted model, not a curated record. The transcript is spliced from 6 exons. Gene Ontology annotation, cellular component: cytosol. The coding region runs from base 172 to 918 and encodes 248 amino acids. Gene Ontology annotation, molecular function: triose-phosphate isomerase activity. Lineage: Eukaryota; Metazoa; Arthropoda; Insecta; Lepidoptera; Pieridae.